AUGGUUCAAUUAGAACUUAUCGAAAAUUCUGAGAUUAUUUUGUAUAUUUGCAGUUUAUUACGUUAUGAGUGUUAUGAAAGUUUUAUAUUUUUCAUCCCGGUUUUCACAGUAGAAAGGUAAAUGUUUUCUUGAAUUUCACGUGAUUGCUGAUUUUUUGUUUCGAUUUAAUUUAACACAAUUAUUAUUUCAGAAUUCUUUCCACUUAUUUUGUCAAUGAUUACGAGAAGAAUCAUCGCGCUGGAAUUUUAUGUAUCAUAAUAACUACCGUAUUUUUUACCACUCAACUUUUUGUCUAUAUUUUUGCAUUUCGUCGUCCAUCAAUGAUUAUCACAAUAAUCUACGUGGUUCUGAGUUUUGCUGGAUCAAUCCUUAUUUUUAAUAUUUUGUACGUGUCAAAUCUGCAGAAGUUGAGAAAACUCCGAGAAAAUCCAAGUUGCCAAUACACUUUGAGUAAAAAAUAUCAAUUGGAAGAAAAUAUGAGAAUUAUGACGGUAAGGUGAAUGUGAGAAGUUUUGAAAAAGAAAAACCACAUAUAUUUUGAGUAUAUGCGAUCAAUGACUUAUGCGUUUUUUCUCGUUUUUCUCGUUUUAAUUACGUUUAUUUUUCUACCUUGGAUCACAAUUUUUGGCAUCAAAAUACCAAUUAGUGUAAUUUACAGUUUUUUGGAUCCAGCAAUUGCUAUGUAAGUUAUUUUUAUGUCAAUGCGAGACUAAAUCCCUCUAACUUCCAUUUGGAUAAACCAAGUGUGUGCAGUUUCAACAACAAAAAAAAAAACAGCAUUUUUGCGGCAUCGAGUCGAGUUCUAUAAGAACUUUCCAUUUUUUUUUUGAUACAUAUGUAGCACUCUCCUCCUUUCGUAAAUGUUCGACAAUUUACUUUAAAAUUUCAGCCUGUUGCUAAUAUUUCCUUUACUGACAUGUUUUGUUUUAUAUCGUCAUAAAAAUCAAGGGUUUUUGCGAAAAAUCAAAUGCCUCACAAAAAAAUGGAAAAUUCAAGAGACUAAAAGAAUUGUACCAACAACUCAUAACGAAACAAAUAUAUACUUCGAACAAUUGCAAUCAUCUUGGAAAUAA
Caenorhabditis angaria is the source of this 1073-nucleotide messenger RNA. NCBI's taxonomy places the organism in Eukaryota, Metazoa, Nematoda, Chromadorea, Rhabditida, Rhabditidae. The record is from the annotation of a GenBank genome assembly.